Molecule: messenger RNA, 2061 nt
Organism: Esox lucius (northern pike)
Lineage: Eukaryota; Metazoa; Chordata; Actinopteri; Esociformes; Esocidae
Gene: suclg2
Product: succinate-CoA ligase GDP-forming subunit beta
Exons: 11
Coding region: 12-1343 (443 amino acids)
Biological process (GO): tricarboxylic acid cycle; succinyl-CoA metabolic process
Cellular component (GO): succinate-CoA ligase complex; mitochondrion
Molecular function (GO): ATP binding; succinate-CoA ligase (GDP-forming) activity
Source: RefSeq, a predicted model, not a curated record
AUUGCGUGCACAUGGUCCUUCACAGUGAUCUCUUCUGCGUCAACAUGGCGGCAUCCAUGGCAUCCCAGGCUGUAGCGAGAGGACUACGUGGAGCAAGUGCCAAACACUUGUUUCUUGAAAACUUCAAGUGUCCACGGGUGAGUUCCAGGCGAUGGCUGAACCUUCAGGAGUACCAGAGCAAGAUGCUGAUGCAGGAGAGUGGGGUGACGGUGCAACGCUUCUAUGUGGCUGACAACGCCCCCGAUGCCUUGCAGGCUGCCAGGAAACUCAAUGCCAAGGAGAUAGUCCUGAAAGCCCAGAUUCUGGCUGGGGGACGAGGGAAGGGCACGUUCGACAGCGGCCUAAAAGGUGGUGUCCACUUGACUAAAGACCCUUCGGUGGUGGGUGAACUGGCCAAUAAGAUGUUAGGUUAUAGUCUGACCACUAAGCAGACACCCAAAGACGGAGUGAAAGUCAAAACGGUGAUGGUGGCAGAAGCCCUGGACAUCAACAGGGAGACCUACUUUGCCAUCCUUAUGGACCGUGCUUGCAACGGUCCAGUCAUGGUGGGCAGUCCUCAGGGCGGGAUGGAUAUAGAGGAGGUGGCUGAAAAAACACCAGAGCUCAUCUUUAAGGAAGUCAUAGAUAUUUUUGAAGGGGUGCAAGAUGACCAGGCGCUUCGCAUGGCAGCUAAUUUGGGUUUCAAAGGGCCUCUGGAGAGACAGGCAGCGGAUCAGAUUAAGAGGCUCUAUGAUCUGUUCCUGAAAGUCGACGCCACUCAAGUUGAAGUCAAUCCUUUCGGAGAGACUCCCGAAGGACAAGUGGUGUGCUUUGAUGCGAAGAUCAACUUUGAUGAUAACGCAGAGUUUAGACAGAAAUCAGUCUUUGCCAUGGAUGACAUGUCGGAGAGCGAUCCGACAGAGACCGAGGCAGCCAAAUGGGACCUCAAAUACAUCGGCUUGGAUGGAAACAUAGCUUGCUUUGUGAAUGGAGCUGGUCUGGCCAUGGCAACAUGUGACAUCAUUGACCUCCAUGGAGGAAAGCCAGCUAACUUCCUGGACUUGGGAGGAGGGGUGAAAGAGAGACAGGUGUACGAGGCCUUCAAACUGCUCACUGCUGACCCCAAGGUAGAGGCCAUCCUGGUGAACAUAUUUGGGGGCAUUGUGAACUGUGCAAUCAUUGCCAACGGCAUUACCAAGGCAUGUCGUGAGCUGGAGCUUAAAGUACCUCUGGUUGUCAGGCUGGAAGGGACAAAUGUGCAGGAGGCCAAGAAGAUCCUGUCAGAGAGCGGACUGCCCAUCGUAGCGGCUAAUGACCUGGACGACGCUGCCAAGAAAGCUGUGGCUGCCAUUGGCAAGAAGUAAAGGCCCCCUGCCUUCUGGACACAUGACCAGCCAUUUAUUCUCCCUUGGUCCUCGGCACCUCCCCUCACACCAAACCAAACAUGACCUCCUUCCAGAGCACCAGCCCUACACCAGUCCUUCAGACCCUAUCUCACCUUUGACCUUCCUGUCUAAUCAGGACAAGUUUCAGGUUGAUUAAUCAUAUCACUUUGUUGUCUUGGUAAAGGUAAACACUGCACCAUAGGUGUUUUGUUGUUCUUUUUUUUUGGUCUACGUUAGAGAAGUCCUGAUUUUAAUUGUGCAUUCCAUUUUGAUACGCUGAACAAACCCCAUGUAUUAAAGAGCAACAUUUAAGGCCUUUGCGUGUGUGUUACCUUUAUUUUGUAGAAGGUGUUUAGUUGGUGACCUCACUGGUUUGCCUUUGUUGAAGUCCAAUACAUUGAUGCCUUAAUCAGAGGUGCUUUAGUAUGCCAGUUUGCAAAACCUGGGUCACAAUAAAUCUCAUACAUGAUGAUUAUGUCUCAGACAACUUGUAUGAAGUGUCCAAUGUUGUUGCACUAGUCUCCAUGUGUGUUGAUCAUACUGUGUGCGUACAUCAUGAUGCCAACAUGCCUCACAUGAACAGUACGUUGGACCCUGAAGUAGCUUUUUAUUAUCGUGAUUGUACUAUAUGUUGAUCAGUUGAUUAGGUCAUAUAUUGUAUGAAUAAAAUGAUUAAUAAAUACAGGUGAAUAUUCUA